Molecule: messenger RNA, 7288 nt
Organism: Dunckerocampus dactyliophorus (ringed pipefish)
Lineage: Eukaryota; Metazoa; Chordata; Actinopteri; Syngnathiformes; Syngnathidae
Gene: pdzd8
Product: PDZ domain containing 8
Exons: 5
Coding region: 104-3682 (1192 amino acids)
Biological process (GO): mitochondrial calcium ion homeostasis
Cellular component (GO): mitochondria-associated endoplasmic reticulum membrane contact site
Molecular function (GO): lipid binding; protein binding
Source: RefSeq, a predicted model, not a curated record
AAAGAAGCAGACGAUAUGGCAGCUCGGGGAGCGACUAGGUGCAACUUGCUUUGUUGAAGACGACUGGAACUGGAUUAUGAAGACACUUUGACAGCCGCUGGAGAUGAUUUACUUAAUCGUGAUAUCUGCGUUAUCCGGAGCAGUGCUGACGUUGCUCUUACAGUUGUUGCUGCUCUGCCGCAGGAGCCCGGAGCCCAUAAAGCGGGCGGAGCAGUACGUCAAAGUAGUGGCUGACAAGGCGCUGAAGGAUUACUUUAAUACUCAACAUGUCGAUGCGGGCCAGCAGCAGGACGGCACAGCCUCGUCGCGACAGCCGGAAGUCACCGCCGGCAGCCCCAAACAACAACAACAACAACAACAACAACAACAAGGCGACGCUGCUGACGCGGACAAAGCCGAGAGCUGUCAUUUCCUUAAUGCCAUCUUCCUGUUCCUGUUCAGGGAGCUGCGGGACACUCCUGUGGUCAGACACUGGCUGACCAAGAAGAUCAAGGUCGAGUUUGAAGAGCUGCUGCAAACAAAGACAGCGGGUCGACUUCUGGAGGGACUCAGCCUUCGAGACAUUUCUCUCGGCGACUCGCUACCGGUCUUUAAAACAGCCAAACUCAUGAAGCCCGUCCAGGUGAACGAAGACGGCAUGCCGGAGGAGCUCAACUUUGAAGUGGACAUGGAGUACAAUGGCGGCUUCCACCUGGCCAUCGACGUGGACUUGGUCUUCUGGAAGUCUGCGUACCUGUUCGUCAAGAUGCGGCGCGUGGUCGGGCGGCUGAGGCUGCAGUUCACGCGCCUGCCCUUCUCCCAUUGGUCCUUCUCCUUCCUGGAGGAUCCGCUCGUGGACUUUGAGGUCAAGUCCCAGUUUGAAGGAAGACCUCUUCCUCAGCUCACCUCCAUCAUCGUCAACCAGCUCAAAAGGGUCAUCAAGAAGAAGCACACGCUACCCAACUACAAAAUCAGGUACAAGCCUUUCUUCCCGUUCCAAGUGCAGCCUCCUCUGGGAUUCACUUCUGACUUGGAACUGUUAGUCCAGGACAGCAGACUGGUGGAGGGCCGCCUCAAGGUCACCCUGAUUGAGUGUAGCAGGCUCUUCAUCCUGGGCUCGUAUGACAGAGAAACCUACGUUCACUGCACUCUGGAGCUGAGCAGCCACCAGUGGAAGGAGAAGACUCGCAGCUCCAUCAAACGAACGGAGGUUAUCAAGGGGCCAUGUGGCAGCGUGGGAAUGACGUUCAGGCAUGUGCCUGCCAGUGAGGGUGAUGCAGUGCAUGUCAGCAUUGAGACGGUCACGCCCAACUCCCCUGCAGCCUUGGCAGACCUGCAGCGAGGAGAUCGCCUCAUCGCAAUCGGAGGUGUCAAAGUGACAUCGUCAGUUCAAGUGCCCAAACUUCUAAAGCAGGCUGGAGACAGGGUAGUGGUACUGUAUGAGAGGCCCGUUUGCCAUCAAACACCCUCUCUGGGAAGCUUGGGAACACUUCAGGAGGGAUUUGGCCAGCUGGAAGAGCCAGGUUUCAUAUCCCAGCCAGGGGGGUAUGAAGAAGACCCAGCCUCCAUCACCACCUUGUCUGACAUAUCUGACACGAAAGACAUGGACUCUGAAUUUGAAGAGUUGAUUGUGGACUCCAAGCCCAGCCAGAGUGUUGUCCCUAUCGGCACCAGUGAUACUAAGGAUGAUUUCUUACUUGCAGUAAACCAAAGCCCCAAAAGAACAGUGGCCACCUUGGCUUCUAAACCUCUUGGGACCAUAUCUCCCAUCCUCAACCGCAAGCUAAAUCUGGUGGGUCUCCAGUCCCCACUAAAACCCCAAACGAAAGAAUCACCAAAGCCCUCACGACAGAAGACAAACAAUGAUUCAGGAGAUAGUUUACAGCGUCCCACGGUACCCCCUCCACCCCCACCUUCUCGUCCCCCUGUUCCACCAAGACCUCAAAUACGGUUGUCAUCUGCCUGCUCGGAAAACAGUUUUUCUGACAGUGUAGAUUAUGUUCCAAACACAACUUCUGCCAUUUCUACUGUGACUACCACCAUCAGCACUUCUGAGAAAUCUCCUGAAAAAGCUGCUCUGGCUGGAGCCAGCGAGGACAUGGCUUGCACUGAGAAGACAGGGGUCAAACAGACAGAGGUGAAGUCCACCAGGCCAUCAGAGUCGAGUGAUGAGAUUUCAGUCUCGUCCAUCACCGGCAGCAAGGCUGACCAGGCAAAGGACAAAGUUUCAGAGAGUUCCUGCAGCACACGGGACAGUCUAGAAGAUCACUCCCUCUGGGAGUCUUCAGAAACGAUGUUUCGUAAUCAGACCGCACGUUGGCCUAAGGGCUCUGCUGUGUUUGAUGUGGAGAGCAACCAUAAGUACCUUAAUGUGGCCCUUUGGUGUAAAGAUCCCUUUAAGCUGGGCAGUUUGUUGUGCCUGGGUCAUGUCAGCCUUCAGCUGGAGCAUGUGGCCCUCGAAUGUAUGGCGACAUCCUCAGCAGAAUACCAGAGCACAUUUAGGCUUGGGCCUCCGGAACCAAGAGCUAAUGUCAGCCGCACUGCACUACGCAGCCUCAGCACCCACAAGGGCUUCAACGAGAAGCUGUGUUAUGGAGACAUUACUCUAAAUUUCUGUUACCUAGCAGGGGACGAGUUAGACUAUCCAGGACUGGCAGAGAGAGAGCGAGAGGGCAGUCUCCAUGAUGACGAUCUAAGGGAGCGAGAGAGGGACCAUGUCGCCGCAGCGUCACGUGAUGACUUGGCAUAUGGCGCCGUGCAGCUGGUUGAGGUUCGUCACAACUUCCAGGACACCCAAUUCCAAAAUCCUACCUGGUGUGAAUAUUGCAAAAAGAAAGUCUGGACCAAGGCAGCGUCUCAGUGUAUGAUCUGUGCCUAUGUAUGCCACAAGAAAUGCCAGGAAAAAUGCCUUGCUGAAAAUCCUUUCUGUGUGGCGGCAACUGAACGUCGAGGAGCUGACCCUGAGGCCAAGUUCACCAUUAAUCGGGCCACCACUGGCUUAACCCGCCACAUCAUCAACACCAGCUCCCGGCUGCUUAAUCUCCGGCAGGUCCCCAAGACUCGUCUGGUUGAGCAGGUAGCUGAUGUGGUGCCUGGAGCGGCAGACCCUUCCCCGAAGCAGACUCCCAACACCUCAGACAAUGAGAGCAGCGAUACAGAGACCUACACGAGUGGCGCCAGCCCCUCCAAGCAACCUUCUGGCAGUGGGGGAAGCAGCAAACUUGUUCGCAAGGAGGGCGGUUUGGACGAUAGCGUGUUCAUCGCUGUGAAAGAGAUAGGACGAGAUCUCUACCGAGGUUUACCCACAGAUGAGCGUUCCCAAAAACUGGAACUGAUGUUGGACAAGCUGCAGCAGGAAAUUGAUCAGGAGUUGGAGCACAACAACGCUCUCCUGUUGGAAGAGAGAGAGACGGCAGAUCCGAGGCGUAAAGUGCUGAUUAGUUCAGCCUUGUCCAAGUCCGGGGAAAGACUCCAGGCACUCACUCUGCUCAUGAUCCACUACCGUGCAGGCAUCGAGGACUUGGAGUCAGUGGAAAGCACCUCUCCUUCAGAGCAGCAAUGCUUUAAGGGAAAAGGAGAUGGAUUAGAAGACGAGGCCCUGAUGGGAGCGGAGGUCUAUGACAGUGACAUGUGCAGCCCAGUGGAAGUCCAACUGUUGGAUGACAUUACUGAGGAACAGAUCUGUGUGGAAGCCCUCCACUAAAUCAGAGAGCGAAGAGGAACAUGUUUGGACCUGUGACACUUUGGUGGUUUUUCGGGGUCAUUUGAGAUCACUAUGGUCCAUUUGAAAGGGUCUUACGGUCCAUAAAGGAAAUCCAGGUGGGAUUUUCCCCCUAUGGGUAUUUGUUAAAAUUGCUGUUAAUUUGAUGAAUGGUUUUUGCACACCUUUUGUGUCCAUUCAUUCGGGUUGUAAAGGGAAGCGUUUCUGGUAUGUUGUCCAAUCUAGAUGUCAUUUUACUGAUCAUUUGAAACGUCUAACGGUUUGAGUGUGGCCCUCUUUUUUUUUUGUGGACAUUUGUGAUCCUCGUUCAAGGUUAUUGUCAAGGUCAAACCGACUCCAGCAGAUCACAUGGCAAAAGAAAAAAACUGCACAGUUCUGCUCAGAAGUUUACAUUCAUUCAUUGUGGGAUUGAAUAUGUCCAUUUUGGGCCCCUGAUGAUUUAUUAAAACCGUUGAUUUGCUAGGGUGGAAUGAUGAUACACGGACACACACACACACACACACACACACACACACACACACACACAGGAACUGGGUGCACAAGGUAGAAUUUAUUUCUAAUUUUCCUCAAUUUACAUAGAGUCAAAAUGAUACAUAGAAGUUCCAACAUAGACGUACAUCGGGGACCCCCUUACAAGGGCAUGAGCAGUUUAGUCAUUUUACAGUAGGAAAAACUCUAGUAAAAACUCAAGUUUAUUCAUUAAUUUCUAUCGGAUGGAGUGAAAUAAGAAUUUGAUCCCCCACCAGCCAGCAAGCAUUGUGACCCCCACAGAGUGGUUACGUGUCCACGAAACACACAAAUGAGCCCUGUCACUUUAAGAAAGUACUCCUAAUCUCAAGUCAGUAUGUGGACACCUGUCACACCAACACUCUCUUCCAUUCAAAGCUCCCCACCACCAUGGACAAGACAAAGGGCUGACCUCAGGGACAAGCUUGUCGACCUGCACAAGACUCCAGUAGAAUGGACCACAACACCACCAAGAUGUUUAUAGAUCUGCACAAGACUUCAAUGGACAACAGAGCUUCAACAAGAAGCUGGUCUAGUCCAUGGUGAUCACGAAUGGGAAGUUGAUGGCACUCGGUCUUGUCAAGUUGAAGGGACUGUAGUGGUUUAAAAAAUGUCUUUAUUUGUCACAGUUACUAAAAACAUCCGAAAAAUUGGCCGUAGCACAUGCACAUGCACAUGCACAUGCACAAGCCCGCUUUCGUGUACUAUGUGGCUCUCAAGAGAAGCGACCGGCAUCUUGGAGUCAUGGUGUGGGUGUGAUGCCAAGGCUGGACCAGCGUAGGGAACCUUGAUGACUGCAUCUGGCUCUCAUUUCUUAGCACCAUAGCAUUGGUUGGUUGAUUGAUUUUCCAUUGACAUUUUAAAGUAAAACAUUCCAGAAAUCACAGUGUUAAAAGUAACGUUCAAAAUAUAAAACAUUUUCUGGGUCAGACGCCUAAACUCCAUUUUUGGAUAAUGUGCUAGCCUACCCGGGUCAUUGAGAGGUCAAGCAAAUAGCCAACUGACUAAUUCUGCAGAGCCGACCCUUUUGACGAAGAAUAUGGCGAAAGGAAAGAAAGAUGAGGAGUGCCGUGCAAAACCAUGCAGCACCAGAACUUGCAUUAUCGAUAAGAAGUAUCUGAUCAUUCUUAUGGGCCUGCAAGCCCAUAUUACCAUUCCAAAUGUUCUAUAAUCAUAUCUUAUUCUGCUAGCAUUAAUGCUGGAUGAACGGUGCACUGAGCCCCUCCCUGCAUACGUCACCUGAUUGGACAGGUCCUGGUCAUGGGUAGUGUGCGAGUUAUAGUGUGCCACAUUUUGUGUAACCGUGGCAAAGUAAUUGAUGGAAAAAAGCUUCUUCCAGGGCAACAGGCUCACUUGCACAUUUCCAGGCUGCGCUGCCUGCGGGGGUGACAGGCCGGCCAGUAGCUCAGUGGUGUUUCUCUCGCCUCGCACUCUUAGCGGUCCAGGGUUUGAUCCUUGGUGGUGCGACAUUUUGUGUAACUGUGACAUCGCUUCAAAAUAAAAGCAUCUUUAAACGUCUAAAUAAAACCAGGAAUUUAGCAAAUUUAAAGGACAACGCUGAAUGAAACACACCGACAGGAUGUAAACGCAGCAACGACGUACCGUCUUUUAUCUUUUCUUGGCUUCAUGGAGAAAUAAACAUGAUAUAAGGAUUAUACAGCACAAUAUUCUUCAGGCAAUGACCCAAACGUACGUAUUCCUGCUGCCCCAGCAAUGCUGUCUUUGCCUAUAAAAUAACGUUGCCAGAGUAAUUAGUGAGGAAUACAAUACUACUCGCUGCGUCCUGCAGAGAGCAAACGCAAAGCGUAAAAAGGGCAGGCCUGUUCAACAUUUCUACUGACAUUUUUUCUAGUUUUCUUAUAAUAUUUGUGGAUAGCUUCAGUAUAACAACGUUAUUAAAAAGAAAAAAUUCCAAGUCUUAUUAUAUUCUUAAAUGGUUGGUCUUGCUUUAAAAAGGCCGUAUUUCGUUGUAUUCAGUGUCAAAAAAUGUUCUAUGGCUCUCACGGAAAUACAUUUGUAAAAAUGUGUGGCUCCUUUAGCCAAAAAAGUUCCCUCCCCUUGGCUAUGCAUUCAAUGAUAGCUAACAUUAGAAGCUAAACAUUGCCAAAUCGCUAGCAUCAGUUGACAACCAACACAAGCAGUGUGUGUGUUACGUCGUGUCUAAACUACACAGCUCUUAUAGAACUACACAAAACCUCCAUCGCUACAGUAACGUUACUGACACCUAGUGACCCAGGUACAAUACUACAUGUCACCACGUCUUUGAAUGCGUCUUCUGGAUGCCUUGUGUUUGUACAGCCAAACCUUGGUUAGCGUCGUUAAUUUGGUGCAGAAGGUCAGGUUUUUUUUCCCAUAAGAAAUAAAGUAAAUCCAAGGAAUCGCUUCCAGAAAGCUUUUUAUGGUUUUACAAUUACAGAUUGACAUUCAUAAAACAAUGAAAAAUGCAUAUAAAUGAGGAAUGAAGGGGAUAAAUGAAGCCAACUGUCCCUUUAUGGUUACUUUACCGUCAUCGAAGACGUGACUGACAACAGGAACGUGGGGGUGGUUGAUCUCGCUGCCACAUGGCGUCUUCGGGAACACACGUCUUCAAUGAGGGUUAAAUGUUCACUUAUCCCUUUCAUUCCUCAUUUAUAUGUGUUUAGAAUGGUUUUAUGCAGAUUGGAAAGCUAUCAAAAUGUGUUUUGUGGUAACAUUUUUGAGAGCCAACUGCUGCUGACGUCAUAAACAUGCAACAUAACUUCCAGUUUUGGUUGCCAUUUUGUUUAGCUAGCUAAUAGAAUGCUAACGAGGAAGGGUGCUUUGUGAUAAAAAAAAACAAGAUUAAGAACACCCUGAAGCAAAAUUGUGGCAUAAAUUUUAGACAUUAACCAAAAAACAUGCUACCCAGGUCAGAUGCUAACUGAGGUUCCUCUGUAUUUUACUUAAUUUAACCAUUUUUAUGCUAGAAAAUGCUUAAUUUGGACCAAGAAUAUGUACACUUUGCUUAAAAAUUAGGGCCGUCACAAGAUCUGUCGUUCAGAAAAAAACUCUUGUAGGCCUGGGAUGAUAAAUUAAUCCCACAAUAAAUGAAAGUGAACUGGA